Molecule: messenger RNA, 960 nt
Organism: Camelina sativa (false flax)
Lineage: Eukaryota; Viridiplantae; Streptophyta; Magnoliopsida; Brassicales; Brassicaceae
Source: RefSeq, a predicted model, not a curated record
UCACACCUGGGAUCCAUUGAUAACAGGAACCGUUCAAGAACAUUUCAACACCAUUUGUAACCGUCGGAUGAAGGGCAUGGUUAGCGAUGCAAGGACGUCUCGAAUUAAACCUUCAUGGAUUGAAGGUACUCUCUGGCAAGAGAUGGUUGAUAAUUGGGAUACUGAAGAACAACAACAAAGGAGUUCAACCUAUUCCAAAUGUUGUUUGUCUGACCGUAAUGGUCUAGGUCCUCACAUCCACUUAUCAGGACCCAAGUCAUAUAGAGAAAUCCAAGAUGAUCUGGAAGAAGAGUUGGGAAGAGAGGUCAGUAUGGGUGAAGUUUUUUUCAAAACACAUACAAAGCCGGAUGGUUCUUAUGUGGAUGGCAAGGCAGAGAAAAUUCAUCAAGCUUAUCAGCAGAAGUUGCAGGAGAAGAUGGCUGAGCUUGAGGCAGAUUCAAGCCUUUCAGAUGGUACUUCACACCGUCGAGAGCUCACCACCGAUGAAUGUACUGCCAUCUUCCUUGAGUGCACUGAGAAGGAUUCACGAGGAACUCCUUAUGGUCUUGGAAGCCUCAAAGCUAAUCUUGGCAAGGGCAAGCAACGAUCACAAACUGAAGCCUUUCUUACAUUGCAAGAGCAACUCAAGGAAGCCCAACGACAAAUUGAAAUUCAGGCGACUCUCAAUGCUGAAGCUGCUGCUCGAGAAAAAGAGACUGCUCUCCUUGUGGCUGAGCAAAAGAAUGAGAUCAAAGAGUUGUCGUUGAUGGCAAAGUUUAUGCGCGACACUAAUCCAGCCUACUUGGAGUUUAUAGCCUCUCAAUCAGCUGAGGAGGACAAUCAACAUUCACCAACAACAUGAUCAACUCCAAUAUGGUUCCUAUAUUCUCUUAACUCAUGAACCAAGUUCUUUUGUUCAGUUUGUAUGUGUUAUAAACUCUUUCUCUCUUUGGUUUUGGUUUGAUUUCUGUUUUGGACUAA